UUUUUUGUAUCCCAUUUCAGGAGAGUGCUGUCGAAUAUUGAGCAUACACUUUUGCGGCGACAGCAUGAGAACAAAGAAACCGGGUGUUUCUGAGGCCAUCAGAAGUCCAAUGUUGGUUCCCGGACGGACAGGAAAAGGCAAGAAAGCGAGAUCUUCGUCUAAUCGGAAAUUACCUCAAAACGAAGAAAAUGUUUGGGGUAGUCAUUUAUCACGUGCUGAAGAAGCGAAACGUUUGAGUUUGGAUCAAGCUGUGUCUUCUGCCAAGGAAAAUCAACUGAAAGCCCCGCUGUUCCGCAUGAAUGCAGCCGCGAAGUCAGAAUUCAUUCCCAACAGUUUAAAGAAGUUCAUUUCAUCAAAAUCUCAACCACUGUCAGUCACAGCGACUCUCACAACGAGAGAAGUCUCUAAAGCAGAAGAUGGAAUGGAGCCAAGCGCAAAUAAUUUUGAUGCCGACUCGGUCAUUCCCGGAGUUAAGCUACGGAUAGCCGUCCCUUCGAACACUCGAGAACGAAAUUUAUUGAAGACAUUUUCCCCAAUUAAAAACUUGGACCCUAUCAAAUGUGAUCGCCUUGACACUCAGUUCCUCUCAGACAUUGCCAAUAACGAUGUCGAAUUCGCUCAUAGACAUAAUGCAUGGACCGAAGAUAGUGACGAUGCAGCUGAUGCCUCGGAAUGCUCGGAUGAAGAAGAUUACGAAAGUGACUGUGAAACAAUUCAAAACUCCUCCGAUUGCCUUAGGACCGACGAAGUGAAUACUGCUGACGGUGAUAUCAUUCCGGAUUUUGUACUUUCGACUUUGCAAGACUCAGAUAGUGAUGAAACAUCUUCCGAUAUGGACGACGACGUUGACAGUGAAACAUCGUUGUCAGAAAGGGAUGUUGGGUUUGUGUGUGCGCCUAGGAAAAGCGAAACCCGGCGGAAAAAGCGACCCAGACCAACCGUAGAUGUACCGGAAACAUCUGGUACGAAGUUUGCGAAGAUCUCAAAGGAUAAUAACUUCGUUCGAUUGAAUCUCCGCAAUAAAUGUGCAACACGUGGAGUUAGUGCGCGCUCGAAGACGAAAAUGAAAAAGCAUAAAAUCGAAAAGCGAUUUUUUCGACGCAUUGCCAGUCUUGGUGCUAACUCGGAACAAACUUCCUCAUGUUCUUCGUCCAAUGCGACUGGAUCUUCGGAGGCAAAAGACAGUCCUAUGACCGCUGAGAAUGAACCCCCGAAAAGACGAGGUCGAUGCUUCACUUGUGGUAAAACUGGCCAUUGGGCGUAUGAGUGUCCGGUAAAAACAACCAUAGAGCCGAUUGAUGGAACUUCGACUUGCAAGGUUAUCGAGUCGAAAAUGAAAGUGAAAAUAUUGUCGAGGAAUCCUAUGAACUACAUUCGUGAAAGCAAGCAGGAUCUCCAUAGAAUCGAGCGAAAUUUCGAUCCCAGUUUACACCCGCUGGAGGCCGGGCGCGAGUACGUCAGAGCGCUCAACGCCACUAAACUAGAACGAGUUUUUGCCAAACCGUUCAUUGGCUGCUUCGACGGACACCAAGACAGUGUGACCGCCAUUCUACCUUCUCCGAAUCGGUUGUCUUUGUUGUACACGGCCGCCGCGGACGGAGAAAUCCGGGCUUGGCGAGCCACCACUCGUCAAUGCGUUCGAAUCCGGCGCCACGGACAACAGGGUGACUCGUGCGUCCGUGGGAUUUGUUUUAGUCGUGAUGCCGAGUCGUUGCUGUCGGUCGGUGCUGAUGGUGUGAUAAAUCGCUGGGAUGUAAAAAAGGAUGAUUUCAUCGUUGACGACGAGAAUGAAGAAGAAGACGAAACGCCAGUGGAAACCAUCAUGACGAAGUCUAUGUUGUAUGGUGUAUCACAUCAUGCAAAAGACAAUGUUUUCGCCACUUGCGGGAAUAACUGCUCUAUUUGGGAAGAAAGUCGGUCUGCUCCGGUGAAAUCUUUCACCUGGGGUGUCGAUUCAACACACACGGUUUCGUUCAAUCAAGUGGAAACUAGUUUACUUGCUGCGUGUGCGAGUGACCGAAGCAUAAUUUUGUACGACACCCGAGAAUCAGUUCCUUUGAGACGAGUAGUGAUGAAGUUGAAGUGCAACAACUUGGCAUGGAAUCCCAUGGAGCCUUCGAUUUUCACCGUCGCUAAUGAAGAUUACAAUUUAUACACUUUCGAUAUGCGGAACCUGCAGCAGCCGCUCAACGUGCACAAAGAUUUCACGGCAGCCGUCAUGGACGUCGCUUAUUCUCCGACCGGCCAGGAAUUCGUCGCCGGAAGUCAAGACAAAACCAUCCGGGUGUUCCCUGUAGCCCGAGGGCAUUCCCGCGAGAUUUACCACACGAAACGGAUGCAAAGAGUCACUAGCGUCGCGUGGUCAAAGGACGCGAGAUUUUUAUUCUCGGGGUCCGACGAAAUGAAUGUGAGAAUGUGGAAAGCCCGGGCGGCGGAGCAGAUGGGCGCGAGGCGGCCUCGCCAAGAAGCCGCCGCGGAUUACGCGGAGGCGCUGAGGGAAAAGUUUGCUGCGCAUCCGGAAAUAAAACGGAUUGCGAGGCACAGACAAGUGCCGAACCAUGUGAAGAACGCGAGGAAGGAGCUCAGGGAUUCUGUGACCUCGAAGAAGCGGAAGGAAGCCAACUUGCGUGCAAAUUCGAAGAAAGGAACCGUGCCCCACGUAUCAGAGAGGAGAAAGCCGGUUUACGAGGAGGUGGGUUGCCUUGUGAUGGGGAAACGUCAGCGGGCUGCCAAGCGUCGAUACCAUUCUGUGGAUAUUGAUAACUUCGACGAAAGUUCCGAACCCCUCGUCAAGAGGGUAUGUCCAGAAGUCAAGAUUUUUGUGGCGGAGCCGAUGAGAGACAAACCUGUCACUGACAUAUCUGGAAUCGGUGAUACCCUCGGCCGCAAACUUGCCCUGAACGGGUUUGAUAAGGCCUACGUUCUGCUUGGCCAAUACUUAGUUCUGAAGAAGAACCGACACCUGUUCGUGAAGUGGUUGCGUGACGAGUUCAACGCUCCGGUGAAUUGCGCCGUCGAUUGUUACACUUGUCUGGCAGAGUGGUGCAACGCUUACCUGUGA
Notodromas monacha is the source of this 3061-nucleotide messenger RNA. Lineage: Eukaryota; Metazoa; Arthropoda; Ostracoda; Podocopida; Cyprididae. The record is from the annotation of a GenBank genome assembly.